Messenger RNA from Schistocerca nitens (vagrant locust), 7301 nucleotides. RefSeq names its product facilitated trehalose transporter Tret1-like. Lineage: Eukaryota; Metazoa; Arthropoda; Insecta; Orthoptera; Acrididae. The record is from RefSeq and is a predicted model, not a curated record. The coding region runs from base 1 to 1512 and encodes 503 amino acids. Gene Ontology annotation, biological process: transmembrane transport. Gene Ontology annotation, cellular component: membrane. Gene Ontology annotation, molecular function: transmembrane transporter activity. The transcript has 4 exons.
AUGGCGAAGCGGGUUGAGGGCUCGGCCCCCGUCAAGGACCGCAUCCACUGGCAGCAGGUGGCCGCCGCCACAAUCGCUAACCUGAGCACGCUGUGCGUGGGCUGCGCCAUGGGCUGGACGGCGCCGGUGCUGCCCGAGCUGGAGCGGCUGCUGGAGCAGCCAGGCGCCGGGCUGGUGGAGGGCGAGCCGCUGACCGCGGCGCAGGGCGCCUGGGUGGGCGCGCUGCUGCCGCUCGGCGCGCUCGCCGGCUCGCUGCCCGCCGGAUUCCUCACGCACCGCUACGGCCGACGCCUGCCGCUGCUCGCCUUCGGCGCACUGCUCUGCGUCGGAUGGCUGCUGCUGCUCUUCCACGAGUGGGUUUCGUUGCUGAUGGUCGGUCGGCUGGUGUGCGGCCUGGCGUCGGCCGGCGUGACGACCAUCGCGCCGCUGUACGCCGAGGAGGUUGCGGCGCUGGAGGUGCGCGGCGCGCUGGGCACGCUGCUCGACCUCAUGCUGGCCGCCGGCCUGCUGCUGGUGUACGGGCUGGGCAUCGUGCUGCCCGUGCGCUGGCUGACGGCCGCCAUGGCCGCGCUGCCGCUCUGCUUCUGCGUCGCCUUCUUCACGAUGCCGGAGUCCCCCGAGUACCUGCGCGGCCGCGGCAAGCACGACGAGGCGCAGCGGGCGGCCGCCUGGCUGCGGCUGGACCACGGCUCUGCCGAGCUGGUGCCCGUGCUGACGGAGACGCAGCAGCUGAAGCAGCAGCAGCGCCACCGGGAGGGGCAGGGUCAGCGCUGGCAGGAGGCGCAGCGCAGCGCCCAGGCGCUUUCCGAGAAGAAGCCCACGGCGCGCGCCUGCAUCUUGGUCUUCUCGCUCAUGGCUUUCCAGCAGCUUAGUGGCAUAGACGCCAUACUCUUCUACACCGUCGACAUAUUCCAGGAAGCAGGGACCUCCAUCUCCCCGCAGCUGUCGAUGGUGAUAACGGGUGCCAUCCAGUUCGUGGCGACCGGAUUCUCGUCGGUGCUGGUGGAGAACGCGGGCCGUCGCCCGCUGAUGAUCAGCUCCGGGCUGCUGAUGACGUUCUCGCACUUGACGCUGGCGGUGCACCAGGGCUGGCCGUGGCUGCAACUCGCGGCCGGCUGGCUGCCGCUCGUGGCCAUCAACCUCUUCCUCAUCGGCUUCGCCGUGGGACUGGGCCCGCUGUCGUGGCUGCUGAUCGCCGAGCUGCUGCCGCCCGGAGACAAGCGCUGGGCCGUCGGCGCCGCCACCUCCGUCAGCUGGCUCGCCUGCGCCCUCAUGACCGGCUUCUUCGACGAGUUCGUCCGCCUCUUCGGCACGUCGGCCGCCUACUGGGUGCUGGGCUGCAUCUGCGCCGCCUACACGGUCUUCGUGACGGCGCUGCUUCCGGAGACGCGCGGCCUCACGGGCCACCAAAUACAGUGCCACCUGUCGAGGCAGGGCGGCACCUCCUGCUGCAUAAGUUCCGGCAGCUGCGACAACGUACAAGAGACCGACCAAACGUCUGGACAUGUCUAGCAGCCGGUGGCUUUCUCUCCCAGCAAGACUGAAAAGAGACUGUGCUGUUGUCCCCAUUAGAACUGUUUGGAAACGAAAAGAACACUUCUGCCGCAGUUGAUAGAGUAGUCAAUGAAUCAUCAAACUCUCUCUCUCUCUAUCUCUCUCUCUGUCUAUACGCACACACACACACACACACACACACACACACACACACACACACACAAUCUCCCAUCACUCACUUGCGAGGUACAUACACUGAAAUUGGCUAUCGGCAACUUACUAUGGUACUAUCUAUUUUGGGUCGACAAUCUUUUCACUCGUUUGGCGCGGUCUGCCACGACUUCUUCUUCUAUGCUUAUCUCUUCAUCGUAGACUAGCACUUGCACUCAAUAUCCUCAACUAUUUGUAGAGUGUAUUCCGAUCUCCUCCCCUACUCCCCUCUGCAGCUCCAUCUAUUUCUUGAUGUAUUGAUACGUGUCCUAUCAUCCUGUCGCUUUUUCUUGUCUGUGUUGUCUAUAUGUUCCUUUCUUCUUUGAUUCUGCGAACCAUGUUCUUACGUUAUCAGUCCAACUAAUGUCCGCCCCCGGUAGCUGAGUGGUAACUGAGUGGAAGGAUCAACAAACGGACAUUAACGGAUGUCACGUGACGUCCGCAACGACCAAACUCAACGAUCAACAAAAAAAAAAGUGGUCAACGCGACAGACUGUCAAUCCUAAGGGCUCGGGUUCGAUUCCCGGCUGGGUCGGAGAUUUUCUACGCUCAGGGACUGGGUGUUGUGUUGUCCUAAUCAUCAUCAUUUCAGCCCCAUCGACGCGCAAGUCGCCGAAGUGGCAUCAAAUUGAAAGACUUGCACCAGGCGAGCGGUCUACCAGACGGGAGGCCCUCGUCACACGACAUUAUUAUUACUUAGUCCAACUAAUUUACAACAUCCUUCUAUAGCACCACAUCUCAAAUACUUUGAAGCUCUUCUUUUCCGUUUCUCCCACAACCCAUCAUUCACUUCGAUUCAAUGCUGUGCCUCAAACAUGCGCUCUUAGAGAUUACUUCAUCAAAUUGAGGUCGAUGUUUGGUACGAAUGCGCUCUUUUUCUGUCCUAGUCUUAUUUUGAUGGGCUCUUCGCUAUUUCCGCCGUGUGUUGUUUAACUUCUAACAUAGCAGAAUUCCCUCACUUCAUCUACUUCGUGGUCACAAAUUCCGAUGUGAAGUUUAUCGCUUAUUUCAUUUCUGCUACUCCUCACAACUUACGUCUUUCUUCUGCUUGCCCUCAACCCACAUUCUGUACUCACUAUACUGAUUAUUCCAUUCAACAGGUCUUGUAAUUCUUCUUCACCUUCAGUGAGGAUAGCACUGUCAUCAUUGAAUCUCAUAACUGGUACCCUUUCACUCUCAGUCCCACUCGUGAACGUAACUCCUACUUCUGUCACUAUUUUUACGAUGUGCAGAUUGAACAGUAGUGCCGGAAGAUUGCAUCCCUUCCUUACUUCCUUUUUAAUCCGAGCACAUCGUUUAUGGUUUUCAGUUCUAACUGUUCCCUCCUGAUUUUUGUACAUAGUGUUUUCAGCCAUGUUUCAAUACAGCUUGCACCUAUUUUCCUAAGGAUACGAAGAUCUUGCUCCAUUUGACAUUGUGGAAUGAAAUUACAGAAAAAGUAUCUAGACAACCGUCAGCGCCCACCAAUGUUUCAGUGUGAUGAUGUGAAAAACCCUGUGGAGAAGAACAUUUUAGUUGCAGUUGGUCCGUUAAUCAUUGAAAUUAUCAAAGUCUCUCUCUCUCUCUCUCUCUCCCUCCCUCCCUCCCUCCCUCCCUCCCUAUCUACCUUUCUCCCUUCCUCCCUCCCUAAAACACACACACACACACAAGCAAACACUUCUGAGAACUCAUUUUCCCUUUCGUUGCUAUUGUGCGCAUCGAAAAGACUGAAGACUGUUAAUAGCUAACUAAAAUAUAUGGGUAAUAAUUAUUGCCCAUUAUUUAAGUGAGAUGAUAUAGUGAAAUGGCUGGAAAGAAGGUGCAGAGUGUUAUUCCACUCCUACCGAUUCAGCUUUCUACGAUCUGUUUGAUUGGACACUCGUCAAUCCAGUCACUCAGGCCACUAGUUCCCAAGCUCCAUUUGUGUUUUCUGUCCUGAAACAAAUCCUGUGCUUGUGAUACAUAUAUAGCUGGACGCGAAUUAGUUUCUAUAAUUUGUUAAGAAGGAUAGACAGGAUUUCAUACAAGUUGACGAUUAUUUUUGUAUUGUCAUCUCCCAAUUUUUCUUCUGAUCUAACUCUCCAUGUAUUGUUGCAUAGCUUUCUCAAACACUGAUCUUAAUCCCACCGCUUUGGUAUCAGGGUAUGUGAGUCUAUACGAGUGAGGAUAGGUUUUGUUUCAUUUUUCCACAAACUCACUCAGAGGCAGUGUUCUCCUUUGAAUUUGAAUGCAUUGGGAGCCAACUGCUUUAAGUAGUUAAAAUUGUCCCAUCGAUUGUCCUUAUAGAUGUGUUUAGUGCGCAUCAUUCUAGUGAAUAUAAGCACUUUCAAGUUACAUUACCGAAAUUCAAUCCUAUUGUUUUAAUUUUGUUAAUAAUUUCCAAAAUCCGUCAAAAUCAAAAACCAAAAUUAAUUACAAAUACUGCAGUCAAUAACGCAAAACUAGUCUGGGCCGUAUAUCUGGGUAACGGUAUCUGCUUAAAAAGUACACGUACUCUUGCAUUUGCUUUAUAAUAAAUGAAGAUGCCACAUAAACUGUAUAAAAGAGAUACACACCAAACCCUUCACACAAUUCACUUUUGUGUAGAUGUAUAGGAUUAUUUGCGAUAUCCUUCGCAAAGAGUAUAGAUUGUUGUAUGAAAAAUCGGAUCACAUCGAAUUGACAAGGAAUAGGGGCCCGUCAGAAGAUGACUUUGUACCAGCAGGUCUCACUGUAAUUAUUGUUCGCGUCAGUGAUUCAUUGAAGUACGUCGUAAAAAUUGUUGACUAACCGAUGGUAACUAACGCGCACUUUAUAUCCAGUAAAGAUACAAGAGCUCCGCUCACAGUACGUGGAAUAUUCGUUUCGUUUGCUUCCUUUACUAAACAAUACAUUGAACAUAUAGGAAAGACAGCUACUCAGGAUGUAGAGUCAUAUAUGCAGGCGGGCAGUGCACUCUUCUCCGUCGUUUAGUUUAUCGGUUCCCAUUUUUUUAAAUUGAAAUUUAUGAGUCAACCUGCUUUCGAAGGCAUAAGGGAGCGGUAUCAUAUCGUGCAGAUAUAAAGAAAUUACUUCUGUCUAAUCCGUGAUUAAGUCACCCACGAAAUAAAUUCUACAACCAUUUAGAAAGUUGAUACGUUUUAUUGCUCGCACGAAUAUUGUGGAAAAUAUGUAGUUGUGUUUUUGUUCCAUGCCAAUACACGCUCGUAUCUGAUGGCUUAUUCAGUCUGGCUGUGUGUUGCAUAGUGUUCCCAGUGCCAACACUGCAGGCGAAACCAACGGGUUUACAUUAAAUAAACUAAGAUUUAUUUUUUCAUACUUAAUUUAAGCACACACAAUAUUAAGAAAACAGUGACAGCAACGUCUAAUUUGGAAUACCGCAGGAUAAGUAACAGAGUGGUCAGCAUUGCUAGGUUCAACGUCACAACAGCGUGACCAAUUUAAAAUUUGAAACACAAAAUAAUAUUAAAGACAAGAACGUACAGAUCUUCAGAUGUGGCAUGUCGUGGAUGUCACACAGUUUACUGCUGUGAAUGAAGCUGACAGUCACUGCAGUGGCUGAUUUUGAGAAGCUACGAUAAAAAUCUUAAGAAGAAAGUUUCCUAAAUAUGUCCCCAAAAAUUAGUGCAGUUAAUGCGUUCAAACUUCAGCAAUACAUUCUAAACAUAAACCGAAAGAAAGAAUCUCCAUUCAUAAAAGCUAGUGUCUACAAAAUCCUAAUACUCCUUCAAAAGCAGAGACAGCAGCUGAAGCUAGUGAAUUCAUAUAAUACGCUUCCGUUUGAUUAUCCGAAAACGUACCCUACAGAUGGCAACGGCUUGCCGCAGUGAUAACACCUGUUCCCCUCAGAUCAUCGAAGUUAAGCGCUGUUGGGUUUGGCUGGCACUUAGCCCUUGUGAGGUCAACUGAGGAGCUGCUUGACUGAAAAGUAGCGGGGCCAAUCACGAGAACUGACAACGGCCGGGAGAGCUCUGUACUGACCUCAUGUCCCUUCGUAACCGCAUCCGGUGGCGCCUAAGGGCUGAGGAUGACUCGGCGGCCGGUCGGUACCGUCGUCCUUUCAAGGCCUGUUCGGACGGUGUUGGUUUUGUUUCUGCCCUGUAGAUACCACUUCAAAAAAUGUUCCGAGGUUACGAAGUGCUACGUCGUGAAGUAUUACAUUGAUUUUUUAUGCAGAAUUGAUGACAUUUAAACGGUUAUAGCAGCUGGAUAUACCGCUUAAAUGUCAGAUAUACUUUCAGUAACCCAAAGUUUUAUCUUAUCUGAUAUUGAGGUUGUCAGGAAAUCGUAUGCCAUUUACUUUAUUUUUCUCGCACAUUAUCCAAAUUUCUCUUGGUUCGCCUGUGAGAAGUCUGUCUCUUUGUAUAGGGAUUUGCUGAAGUUCUUCACUGCUGUGCUCUUGCUACAGCGCUGCCCUGGAGACAAGCAAUGCUGGAACUGAUUCUACAUCUACAUCUAUCCUCUGAAAACCACUGCGAAGUGCAUGGUAGAGGUUACGUCCCACUGAACCAAUUAUUAGUGUUUUCUUCCGUUCCAGCCACGUAUGGAAGGCGGGAAGAAUGAUUCUUUAAAUGCCUCCGUGCGUUUUCUAAUUAAUCUAAUAUUGUCCUCGCGAUUCCUACGGACGUGAUACGUAGAGUUUGCAGUAUCAUCAUUUAAUGCCGGUUCCUGAAAUUCUGUUAGUAGACUUUAUAGGGACAGUUUACGUCUAUCCCCAAGAGUUUGCCAGUUCGCAUUCCUACGCAUCUCUGUAACGCUGUCCCACAGGCCAAAGAAACAUGUGACCAUUUGUGCUACCCUUCUAUGUAUACGUUAAAUAUCCACUGCUAGUUUUAUCUUGUAUGGGUCCCACACACUAGGCGAAUUUUCUUGGAUGGGCCACACGAGUGAUUUGUAAGCAAUCUCCUGUGUAGACUGAUUACAUUUUCCCUGUAUUCUACCACUAAAACAAUAUACCUCUUUUACCCAGGACUGACCCAUAAUUCCAUUUCAUAUCCCUAUACAGCGUAACACUGAGGCUUUUGUAUAAGUUGACUGAUAUUAUAGUCAUAGGAUACUACCAUUUUUCGUUUUGUGAAGCGCACUUCUUCUUCUACUUGUAACUUCUGCUUUUCUCUAGCUUGCAAGUAAUUUUAUAUGCUCUGACAAAGAAGAAAUAUUCUUGUAUCAAAAGCAAUACCCUUUUACCUAUUGUAAGGAAGUUCUUAAUUUGCUUUGUUAAUGCACAAAUUAGUAUUUCAUCAAGUAAGAAACUGGAACAAAAUACAAAAGAUGAUAGUUUAUUUUUUUUCAGCAGAUGAAGAAAUUCAGCAUAAAACGUUUGUUACAUUGAUAUUACAUAUUAACUAUAUACAAGGAAGUGUAAUUGCAGUGGGAUAAAUGCAGUAAAAAAUCAAUGAACAAUAGAUUUCUUAAAAAUACACAUCAGACAGAAUAUCAUACACAGUACAUGUUAACCUAUCAGUCACAAAAGUGGUUCCUGAGCAUAUCUCAUAAGUGUGUGCCUUUCUAGCUUUGAUUAAGACGCAGACACUAUUGUUCAAAACUUUGAAGGGUAAGAAUAUCAGCUUUUGUUCUCGUGUACAAAUAAAACAAUUUAUGUGUUCGUUAUUGUAAUAGUAUGAAAAACUAGACACGUG